CAGGAAGUGUCUGGUUGGUGUUUGUAAAUGAAAGAAAAAGCAGUUUGUGCGAAACAUUUAUGUUAAAAAAUAAAAUAAAAUAAAGAAGUUGAAUGAAAAAUACAGAUGUUACAUACUGAAGGCUGAGCAAACAAAGAAAACUAUUUAUCUGGGCGGGAACGACAGAUGCAGAAGAAUAAAUGCUGGGAUUCAGUGAAGAAGAUUAUGUUCCCCAAUUCUUCCAUUCUGGGAAGCCCGCCCUAUAAAAGAGGCACAUCCAAUGAGUUUCUGUAUCAGAUCCCUCUUAAUCUAGCACCUGCGUUGUUCUCUCAACAGCAGCUAAUCGAGUCAGAAUAUAACUCCAGGAAUGCUAACUUUCACGGUGCCCCCCUGAAUGUUCUUUCUCGUUUCCCAUCGGUUUCCCCAUCACAUGAUUGGAACCAUGUCAGCCGCACUUCUCCACAGGCCGCUGCUGUGCUCACAGCAUCUCAAGGCAGGAAGAGGCGGAGCGAUGAGCACUGCCCCUUUGAUGUCAAGCGGCAGCGGUUCCAGUCGCCCCUCCCUCAGACACCGGUUGCCACGGCAGCAUCUUCUCCAGCAGCAGCCACCCAUUCGGUUGUGCAUCUGCAAAGUGAAGGCAGGAGCUGUGCCCCAGCCUUCAGUGCAGCUUCUUCACCACAAACUCCAAAGCCCUCUGGCUGCGUGCCGCCUCUAAGAGGCUCCCCUUAUCCAGAGCUCAUUGACAGCCCACUCCCAGCUGCUAAAGACAAGUUAAGUCAACAAAUACUGCAGUUGUUUCAGACAUGCCAGCAGCAGUCUGAUGAUCUGGAAAAGAAGGAGCUUUGUAGAGCAGAGCUUCAGAGAGAAAUCCAGAGGCUAUUCCCACAGAGCCGGGUAUUUUUAACUGGGUCGUCUUUGAAUGGUUUUGGCAGUCGAAGCAGCGAUGCAGAUCUGUGUCUAGUUGUUCAAGAAGGGCUGCUGUCUCAUUUACAGGUGGAUCAGAGAACAAAUGCAAUAUAUAUACUGAGUCUAGUACAGCAGUUGUUCUACAGACUGUCUUACAUUGAGAGACCUCAGCUUAUUCGAGCAAAAGUGCCCAUAUUAAAAUUCAGGGAUAAAGUCAGUGGAGUGGAGUUUGACUUGAAUGUAAACAAUGUUGUUGGAAUAAGAAAUACAUUCCUUCUCAGGACCUAUGCAUUCAUCGAGAACAGAGUUCGCCCCCUUAUACUUGUGGUAAAGAAGUGGGCUCGACACCAUGGAAUUAACGAUGCCAGCCGCGGAACUCUGAGUAGCUACUCCUUGGUACUGAUGGUUUUGCACUAUCUGCAGACUUUGCCUGAACCUGUUGUUCCCUGUCUCCAGAAGGAAUAUCCAGAAUGUUUCAACUCUGCUAUGCAGCUUCACCUUGUACACGAAGGACCACGUAACGUUCCUCAGUACCACUCCAAGAAUCAGUCAACGGUCGGAGAUUUGCUUCUGGGCUUCCUUAAAUACUAUGCCACAGUUUUCAACUUGAAUAUGUUGGCUUGCUGCUUACAAGGAAGAUGAAUGUAAAUGUGAAUUCAGUGACUGUCCAUCGGGAUUGGAAUAGAGGAGGAAGCACACCAGCUUGAGCACAUACCUACUUUCUGCAGUCAACCCUGUCAUCAUUUCCAGGCUCUGGACAAAUUUCUCCUGAAUUUUUAAAAAGCAUUUAAGAUUUUCUUCACAACACAUUUUUAAAAAAAUAUAAUAAUAAUAAAUAUAUAUAUAUUUUAAAUUUAUUCUGGCAAAAUCCCACUUCUUAAUAUGAUUUAUUGAUUACUUUGUUAGGUUACUUUUUUUCUUUCUCAUUAACACUGAUACUUAGAAAAGAUCCGUAAAAAGGUAAACACAAGUGAAACGUAUGGGGUUUAUAAGGCUGUUGGAAUUAGAAAUCAAUACAACCGUAAAACCAUAAAAGACAAUCUACCUGUACUACUUUCAACCUUAACUUAGUAAUACCCCUUAUGGAUUCGGAGUCAUUUACUUUUAAUAUGUACUGAACAUUAUGUAGCCUAACUCCAUAACACAUUUUCCAGCGGCAGUAAAUUGUUUGCUUUAUGAAAACUGUUAUUUUAUGUUAAUGAUAUUAUUUUGUCAGUUUUAUUUUAGUGGAAUGUAUUAAAUGAAUGACCAGAACAGUAAAAGAAAAAUAAAUUUUAUACUGAAACUAUGAAAUUAUUUCUAGGAAGUUUAUCCAUAAUUUUAAUCCUUGUUUGUGUUGGAGAUGAACUUUAGUUGGGCUGCUAUACCCAGAGGGGAGGCUUAGUUGUAUCUGGAAAUGAAAGCUGCUUUUGCAGGUGUAACAUGCAAGCAGGGAGUCUCAUUUACCAUUCCAGACUCUAGUUACACAUAGCAGCUGGGACUGAUGGCAGCAGGUGAAAUGUUGACGCUUGUCCUUUGGCAGAACUUGCACAGGCUCGAUAAAUAGCUUGUUUAUGUGCAGAGGCCCUAAUUGUGUAUUCAAACCGCAUGUGGUAAGAUCCAUUUUUGAAUGUGCAACUUGAAGCUCCUAGUACUUUUCUGUUGUCCACUUUACUGACUGGGUUUGCAAUAUAUAGUAUGUAUAUAUAUUUUUUUUCUUUAAGAAUUUGUUACGCUAUAAAAAACACAAAUGUAAUUAAAUGAGCAUAGAAACUGGAUUGCGUUUGAGAUGUUUUUGGAUGCAAGUUUCUAAUCUUUGAAUGUUUACUCACUUCGUCGUCCAGCCCCAACAUCCUUGAAUGACCAAUUUUCAAUGUAUAAUAAUAUGCAUAACAUUUAAAAGCACAGGUUUUGACUGAUUCAUGAUUGCAUCAGAGUUAGCAGAGGAGGAAUUCUGCACUCCCUAAAAAUAUGAUCUGACUCUCAUAGCUGUAUUUGAAAUACUAUUUUACUUGCCAGCCUCCCGUCACAAUUAGCCGUUGCAGCAACAUGCUUAGUGUGUGUUGUGUGGGAAGCAUAUAACUGGGAGACUGGUGACAAAGGUUCAUCAUUUCAAAUGCAUCUUUCUUGAUAAAUGGCCUAAUCUACUUUAAAGCAAUGAGCAUGCUUUUAAAGUGCUCUCUUGUUUUCUC
Messenger RNA from Polyodon spathula (Mississippi paddlefish), 3056 nucleotides. RefSeq names its product poly(A) RNA polymerase GLD2-like. Gene Ontology annotation, molecular function: poly(A) RNA polymerase activity. Bases 166 to 1527 code for a protein of 453 amino acids. The record is from RefSeq and is a predicted model, not a curated record. Gene Ontology annotation, cellular component: cytosol. The transcript is spliced from 13 exons. Lineage: Eukaryota; Metazoa; Chordata; Actinopteri; Acipenseriformes; Polyodontidae.